AUGAUUGACCACGCGCAAGGUUACACACAAGAUCAGACCACCUCUCGGCCUAAUACUCUUUUGGAUGACGCUGAUGAUAUACAAAGGCAAUUGGACAAUGAAGUACGAGAUCGACUUCAAUAUGGACAGCCAAAAACUAUUUGGGUGUUCCAUAUACCAACACAAUUCCCUGAAAUACUGACUAGUCCAUUAAAUCUGGUGAAACGAUUUCAUAUCAUGUCGAAGGGUAAAUACAAAAACCAUAAUAUAAACGAGGACAGCAAAGGAACGAUGAUCAAAAGAUGGAGCUUUAAAGAUCAAAAUAAAUGGUUUCAAAAUUAUCCUGAGUGUAAUGGCCGAUCGCAGUCACCUGUCAACAUACCAACAAAGGGUCUAAUAGAAGCGAAACACAGUCGAAGCCUGAUUUUCGCUAAUUAUGACUUGCGCCCACAUAGUUACAAUUUACGUUAUAUUAAAGAUCAACCAAGGGUCAUACUAUUCGGUUUCUGGGAUCCAAACCGUAGGCCGAUGGUGUAUGGCGGUGCUGCCCACAGUCGCCGCUACCUCUUCCACUCCAUGUCGUUACGCUGGCCCUCAGAACACAGGAUUGAGGGAGUGCAGUGCCCUCUGGAGACGCAGGUGCUGCACAUCUCAGCGGAGUAUAGAACUAUGGGUGACGCGAUAGCUGCGGCGCCCAGGGAUCGUCUGGCAUUCCUUGGAAUUGUUAAUCUGUUUAUGUACCAAAAUAGAACUCAACGUGGAGUUAAAGAAAUAAUCAUGGCAAUGAAGACAAGAAGGUUUAAUUCUACGAUUCCACUACCCUUGAGUUAUUUCAAUCCACCGUUUAAGAAAUAUGCUUGCUAUCAAGGAUCGCUGACUGCUCCACCAUGCACAGAGACAGUAUUGUGGCUUAUAAGAGCUAAAAGCUUACCGAUCACUAGGCAUGAAGCUCAAUCCUUACAAAAUCUAAUGACAGAAGAGUACCAAGGGAGCCUCCUGCGACAAACGCAACCUUUGAACGACCGCAAGAUAUAUUUGUUUAAUUAAA
This is a messenger RNA of Colias croceus (clouded yellow), 1027 nucleotides long. RefSeq names its product carbonic anhydrase 1-like. The coding region runs from base 1 to 1026 and encodes 341 amino acids. Lineage: Eukaryota; Metazoa; Arthropoda; Insecta; Lepidoptera; Pieridae. The record is from RefSeq and is a predicted model, not a curated record. Gene Ontology annotation, molecular function: zinc ion binding; carbonate dehydratase activity. The transcript has 10 exons. Gene Ontology annotation, cellular component: cytoplasm.